This is a messenger RNA of Colletes gigas, 1890 nucleotides long. RefSeq lists its product as uncharacterized. The transcript has 2 exons. NCBI's taxonomy places the organism in Eukaryota, Metazoa, Arthropoda, Insecta, Hymenoptera, Colletidae. Bases 728 to 1879 code for a protein of 383 amino acids. The record is from RefSeq and is a predicted model, not a curated record.
UAAAGUAAUGAGACUGGCAACGUCGCUUUCGAUCCGGCAAAGCUGGAGACGAGAGGUUUUGAGCAGCGUCAGGUGCACAUGUGAUACGACCCCAGUAUGAGUUUGAACUCGCUACAGUCAUUUGUUUCUCCGUAGCGUUAGUUUUCGUGAAACAGUUUUUCCUUGUCAGUUCUAAAAAUGAGUGGCGUCAAUUUUGAGCAACGGUGUGCUAUCAAGUUUUGCUUCAAACUUGAACACAAUGCAACAGAAACAUUUGAAAAACUUCGGCAGGCCUAUGGAGAAAGUGUUUUGUCAAGGGCCCAGGUUUUUCGGUAGUUUAACCGUUUGCGUACCAGAGGGUUUUGAAAAAACACGAUCGAAAAACGCCAAGGAGCGCGAUCGCGCUCCUUCGAUUAUGUGUGGAAAAAAGCCGAAGAGCGCGAUAGCGCUCCUCCGGUUACGUGUCGAAAAAAGCCGAAGAGCGCGAUAGCGCUUGUCAUAUUUAAUGCGGUAAAUAAUCGGGCCGCGCUUCUCGUGUUUGUUUUUUCUAUUUCUAUACCAUCAUUCUUUAUGCAAGCGGCAGAAAGAACGGAGUGUUAUAAAAGAGUAGUGUUAUAAAAGUGCGAUCAUCAUAACCGUGUCUUUGUAGAAAUUAUUAGACGAAAUAAAGCAGAAGGUAAGUGUGGUGUUAGCUGAGGUUCAUUGAGUAAUUUUUAAAAUUAAUUUAUUUUAACCCUAAGGAGCUAUAAUGAGCCGGAAAACUAAAAUUACAAGCAUAAACGAAAAUCCAAGUUACCCGAGUGACACCGAUGACUCUGACAUCAUUCCUGUUAGGAAGAGCAAGAAGCGUAUAUUCAGUAGCUCGGAGAGUGAUAACGAUUUUUCGACACACGAUAAUUCAUCUGCAGAGGACUUGCUCAGAAAACCCGAAGAAAAUAUCGAUAAUUUUGAAGCUGAAUGCAAUUUUCCUAAUUGGAGCAAACCGAUUCAUUAUUUUGACCUCUUUUUUGAUUCAGAACUAUUGUCACUAAUGGUUACCGAGACUAAUAAUUACGCGGAAUAUUCGAGGAGUCUUCUUGAACCAUCAGAUUUGUCUAAACUACCGAAAUGGACACCAGUUACUGAAUUGGAGUUGAAAGCAUUCAUAGCAAUGAUUCUAGAAAUGGGCAUUACAAGAAGACCCAGUAUAACUUCAUAUUGGAGCAAAAAUUCACGGCAGAUACCAUGGUUCAAGAAAAUGUUUUCAAGAAAUAGGUUUCAAGAAAUUUUAAAGUAUUUUCAUUUGGUAGAUAGUUCUUUGUGUUUUCCACCUAGUCAUCCUAAUUACGAUCCCUGUGUGAGAUUUGAACCCCUUGUUAAACACGCUAACAGAGUUUUUAAACUAAUUUCAACUAAAUGUGAAGAAAAAAAUGUGACGAUAACAAAGAAAAAACACGGUAGAGAAUGGCAUUCAACAAAACCUGCUAUCAUUCACUCGUAUAAUACCUUCAUGGGAGGUGUAGACGAAUCUGAUAAAAUGUUAUACACAUAUCUUGAUGAACGUAGAACCGUAAAAUAUUGGAAAAAGGUUGCUUUCAAUAUCAUGAAUCGCAUGGUUUUGAAUGCUUAUAUUAUUUAUAAAAAAAAUGCGAAUAAUAGAGCAAUGACCCGGUUAGAUUUUAUUUCGCGAAUUAUUUUUGAUAUUGGGCGUGAAUGGAUGAAAGAGAAGAGGGUACGAGUUUUUCAACGUGAUUUUUUAGACGAAAAUAGGCUACGUUUAGUAAAGUUGCCACAACGCAACUUACGGAAUUGCGUAGUGUGUAGCACUAAAAAUAAGAGAAAAAGAUCGCAUCUGAUUUGUGUACAAUGUGAAAAGGGAGUUCAUCCAACCUGUUAUCAUAAACAUCAAUGUUUUACAUAGUAAAAGUUAUU